AUGGUAUUGCAGAAGGACGCAAACACUGUCGCAGGGAACAGCAGAAACAAACAUGCUCGCUCGCCCAGACUGGUCUACAUUUACACACAGUCCUGUCCAGUCUCAUCUCACGCAGUCAGUCUCAUCUCACGCAGUCAGUCUCAUCUCACCCAAAUGUACAGUUCUUCACCACCAACGAAAACAUCGCUGGUGUCGUGGUGGAAGACGUUCAAAAUGAGACCCAAGGACCAUCCGGAUCUCGCAACGUCUCCCACCACGCAGAUGCUAGCACCCCCAGGCAUGCCCCAGGGCUCGCUGUCUCCAGGCCCCACCGGUAUGCUGGAGCGGCCCAAGCUGCCACACAUGAGCCGUUCCAACGGAGAAUGGUCGUCCUACAACGCCGCAACGGCCCUCGACGAGGAGCUAGAGGAGUCCGUCAUCUUCGGCGUACCUCUCGCCAGCUCCAUCCAGUACGCCAACGUUUCCAUCUCUUUGACGGACCCCAACGGCGAACAGUUCAUCUACGGUCACAUUCCUAUCGUCGUGGCCAAAUGUGGCGUGUAUCUCAAGGAGCACGCCACCGGAGUGGAGGGAAUUUUCCGGGUAUCUGGAUCCGCCAAGCGAAUGCGUGACCUCCAGAGACUCUUCAACACGCCUCCCCGAUAUGGCAAGGGGCUGGACUGGUCGGGGUUCAACGUACACGACGCUGCCAACGUGCUGAGACGAUAUCUCAACCAUCUACCUGAACCGAUCGUGCCUCUGGAGUUCUACGAGCAGUUCCGAAAGCCCCUGCGAAACUCGCCGUCGAUUCUCGAGUACAUUGAGAACAAGAGCCCUGCGCCCAACGCAGGUGCAGGAGGAGGAGGAGCCGGGGCUGAGGCCUCCGCUGGAGACGGCAGUGCUGCAAACCCUACGGCAUCGACAACAUCGGUGGUGGCUUCCGAGCACAAUGCGUCCGUGGCUUCGCUGACGUCGCUCGAGUCUACCACCACGUCCAUGCAGGCGUCCACCACCAAUCUGUCGCUGGACGACCCACUGCACACCGAGAUUGUGCAGACCGUUGCGGUGUACCAGGACCUGAUCGCGCGGCUUCCUAACCUCAACCGGCAGCUGCUCAUGUACAUUCUGGACCUGCUUGCCGUGUUUGCAUCCAAGAGCGAGGAGAACCUCAUGCCUGCACCCAAUCUGGCAGCCAUCUUCCAACCGUCCAUUCUGUUCCACCCGGACCACGACAUGAUGCCGCGCGAGUACCGGCUAUCACGAUCGGUUAUUGAAUUUAUGAUUGAGCACAGCAACAAGUUCUUGUCGACAAUCGAGACCAUUGCGCGGGAGGAGCAUGCGCGAAACAAGGAGCUGGGUAUCAAGCCCAUGGCCCCCUCCCCCCAGGUGUCUGUUACCUCUACGAUUGCAGGCCAGGAAGCUGCUGCUGCUGCCGGAUCUAGUGGCGGUUCUUCCUCUACCUCUUCUGGACUCAUGCCUCCCGGACGACGACACUCCAAGUCCAUGUCCUCCGUGAAUGCUCCUCCUGCCGCUGGUCCAGCAUCGACGCCAGUGCACGUACAGGCAGUGCCGCAACAGCCUCGUGAACAGCUCGUGGUGCGAAAGCCCCGUGAGAGCGACAGGGUCAAGGAAGAUGCUGUCGCUGCCGCUGCGGCGGCUACCCCUGAAAAGGGCGGUUUGCUAAACACCAUCAAGCGGGCAUCGUCCCUGUCGCGACGGCCCUCGCAGCGACGCACGUCAUCAAACUCGUCGCAAACCAGCGAGUUGCAACGCUCGUCGACAAUCAACAGGGGGUACAGAAAGAGCAGCGUCAAGAGCGACGAGAGCGCCCAAGGCGUGAUCCCCACAUCUGCGCCGGCGUCGAUCGCCUCUGUGGCUGUGCCUGCAGCCCCGACAGCGUCUAUGUCUAUGCAGUCACCUGCUCCCAGCAUACAGAUCAACCAGAUUCCCCAUUCCGAGCAGGCCACUGCUUCUAUCCCAGGCCCUUCUGCUGAAACCGGACCCAGCAGCAUUGCUAGCUCUGCUGCUACGCCCGCAGGCACACCCGCAGGCACACCCACUGUAGCAGCAGCGGCAGCCGCUCCUCUGUCGACAGCCUCUCCGCGAGUGCUGUCGCCGUCCACGGAGCCCAAAUCCUUCCUCGGCGUGUCCGAUGAGGGUGAGCAUCCCGGCCGGAUGUCGCGGCGAUCGUCACACGAAAAGUCUGGGUCGCCGCGGUUCAGGGUGCUGGGCAACGUCUUCGGCCACAGCAACGACAGCGCCAGCUCGCUCAGCGGAAUGACGCGGUCAGUGUCGUCGUCCAGUAUCGAUGGUGACGGCGUGGGAGCCGAGGAGCGACCCAAGAGCCGAUGGCGACGGUCGUUCAUCUUCAUGCAGCCCAACAACUCCAACCCAGCGAUUGAUGACCCCAACUUUGCUGCGCCCCCCGUCCGAUCUCCAGGUGAGGUGUCGAUGGAUGAUUAUUCAAUGUCCCCCUCGAAGCUGUCGUUUUUCAAGCGAAUGCGAAGCCGAGAAAGGGGCAGCCAGGACGUUGAGCGUCCUUCCAGCAGUGCAGAUGCAACGGAGCCUCCUACUCCUCCCUCUGCUACUGCGGUUCAAGCGGCGGCGGCGGCAGCAGCAGCAGCAGGUGGACACGGACAUGGCCACGAGGAGAAGCGUGCUCCUGUGGUAAAGAAGCCCGUUUCCUCACCUGCAUCAACAUCUCCUACGGCCACUACACACACAGCGACGUCUACGGCGUCUCCUGCUCCUUCCGCAGUGAAGAAGGUGCCUGUUCCAAGUGCUGGUCAGGGACACGGGCACGUGGUGCAGGGCCAUGUUGUCCAGGGACAGCCCGUCCAGGGACAGGCAAGUCCCGCGGCCCAGGUCCAGCCCCAGAUCGCUAUUCCUGUCGAGGCUCACAGUGCACACACCCAAGCCCCAUCACAAGCGCAACCACAAGCGACGGUUUCAAAGACUGGAGCACCAGCGUCGGCAUCGGCAUCGGCGCCAGCUCCUGGGCCAGCUCCAGCUGCUGCUGCUGCUGCUGGUACUGCGCAGCCUGUCGCACCUCUCCAGACGAUUCAGUCCAUGAUUGAGCCUGAGAUCGGGGAAUCCGCGGCGACCUCGACGGCGGCUACUGCCCAAUCCACUCCCGCUACAUCCAGCUAG
Molecule: messenger RNA, 3129 nt
Organism: Yarrowia lipolytica CLIB122
Lineage: Eukaryota; Fungi; Ascomycota; Dipodascomycetes; Dipodascales
Source: RefSeq, a predicted model, not a curated record